Theileria equi strain WA is the source of this 1062-nucleotide messenger RNA. RefSeq names its product signal peptide-containing protein. The transcript is spliced from 3 exons. Lineage: Eukaryota; Apicomplexa; Aconoidasida; Piroplasmida; Theileriidae. The record is from RefSeq and is a predicted model, not a curated record. The coding region runs from base 1 to 1062 and encodes 353 amino acids.
AUGAUUUUUUCUAGUUUUAAUUUCUUGCUUGUGUGUUGCAUUUUUAGUCUAUGGGCUCACGGCUCUGUAAAGCCACGCAAUUUGUGGUCCGAGGCUCCAUUUCUUGGAAGACGCAACGCUGAUUCUCUUGGAAUCUUUUACAGGCUUUCAUUAAUUUCAGAUGGGCCACGGAAAAGAGAAGUAAAGGAGCCCACAGUUGACGUGGAGAGCCAACUCUUGCCCAAACAGGAGGAUUCCAGCGAUGAAGAGGAGGAUUUAACCAAAUUCUUCAUUAGUCAAUAUCGCAUGAUAUUCAAGGAACUUGUAGUACCUUCCAUAAAGAGCCAAACUCCUCAAAAAUGCGCAGACACCCCAAAAGACACAAAAUUUAAAAACUUUGACUCUUGGGAUUACAAAGUCUGUGAAACAGAUGAUGAAGGCAUGUGCUCCAUCAUGACCACUGUCCCCGCUGGGACCGUCUUGAUGAAACCAAACGUUGGUGACUAUGAAUACGUUUCCCUACCAGCUCUCAAUAGCCUGUUUAGAACACGAAAAGGCAUACUAGAUAUGAUAUUCCCAAGGCUAAGUAACAUAGACAUGGACAAAGUUUACCAGCAUGCAUCCCUCCAGACUCUUGUUAUAUCCCGCUUAAAUAAUAAUGAACUUUUGCGCAAGAUGCUUCUUUUAGCCGCGUUGUCAAGUGGCUUGACAGCAUCGCGAGAGUUCAUCUUGGAUAUUUUAUUUUACAUUCUGUCCUCGAGGCUCUUUUGGAGCCAAUCAGCCUAUUCAGCUUGGUCCAGAAUCUAUCAUUCACCAACACCACUUGUACUUUUAUCAAUACGCAGAAUGCUUCUCACACUCUACGAAGGGUUUGUCUAUUUAGAUGAUGGCCUCAAGGAGGUACUAACAUCAAUGGAAGGUAUGCUGCUAAACAUCAAUGUCCGCGAACAACUGCGCAAGCAGUACGUAACAGACGACUCUGGAACUAUCCGAGUGCACUGUAAUUUCUUCAGUCGAUACUCUUAUCUCAAAGAUAAACAUACAAUAAUGUUUUACUGUUGCUUCUCAGCUUCCGUAGGUUGA